Nakaseomyces glabratus is the source of this 1140-nucleotide messenger RNA. It is a transcript of the gene COG5, whose product is annotated as Golgi transport complex subunit COG5. Gene Ontology annotation, cellular component: COG complex. The record is from RefSeq and is a predicted model, not a curated record. Gene Ontology annotation, biological process: intra-Golgi vesicle-mediated transport. NCBI's taxonomy places the organism in Eukaryota, Fungi, Ascomycota, Saccharomycetes, Saccharomycetales, Saccharomycetaceae.
AUGGAUUCCAAUUUUACAGAAUUUGAAGAGCUGAUAGACCCGGAGUUUGACUCCAAAAGUUACUCAAAUUCGAUGCUGAAGGCAAUGAAUACUACUUCUAAUGAACUAGAUAUUGAUGCACCAAAGAAAAAAGCUCAAUACGAUGCUGAUGAGCUUAAGUCGAGAUACGAGUCUUUCCUAAAGUCACAUGCCAGUGGUUUAAUGGAUGAAUUUGAUAGAGAAAGGAAAUUGAACGGCUCUAUAUCCGCAGAGUUGAAACCUAGUUUAGAAUAUAUGAGCAUAUCCUACAACAGACUACUCGAACAAGUCUUAGUGCCUUAUGAGAGAGCCCAGAAACUACAAGCAGCGUUAAAUUCGGUACAUCAGACGUCAACCUUACUGCGAGAUGUCCUCAUGUUUGUACAUCUAUCACAACAAAUUACAAGCUUUGUACCGUUACAAGGUGAAGAUAAACUCAGUGCGGUUUCGAUUUCCAAACUAGCAUCGUUACACUAUCAAAUCCAACUAAAUCAAAGUCAACAUCCUAACUUAAAAUCGCUGAAAUUUGUGAAAGAGAUGGAAUCUCAGACCCUGGCUCCAAGAAGGAAAAGCUUGCUUUCACAUAUAACAUUGACCAUAUCAAGGGAGUGUCUGAAUUCAAUCAAAUUGAGAUCCAAUGAAAAUGAUUUAAAAAGUCUUCUGCUGUCUCUAUACACAUUAUCUGAGCAAGAAUUUUACGUAACGCUGCAAAAGAUAAUAUUAACAAAUGCGACAAACACGAGCAGAAUACUGAGUAAAUCUGUAAACGCAAUAAAAACGCUACCAUCACUGUUUGAAGAGGCAGUUAAAAAGGGACAUGACGUUUAUGUUAUCGAAACUUUACUACAGAAUGUUAAGGUUGAAAACUCGAACCUUUUGGUUCAAUUUACAAGAUUGAGUAGAAAUAAAGCUAGCACACCAAGACAGUUAUAUUGGGGGAAAGUCUCAAGUGCAUUUAAGAUUGAUUUAAAUACUGCCAUAGAAAGAGGUGGACCAGUGGGUAAACAGAUUGUUAAUAGCAAAACAUUUAUUCUUGACACAAUAAAGGAUGUUUUUCAAAGGAUGUCAGAAGAAGAACCGGAUUUUGAGCACAAUCUACAAAUAAUGAUAGGUGUAUUAUAA